GUGCAGGGGGCUGCAGAUACUACACUAAGGAAUCUAAGGGUAGGGUUGAUAGUCACAAAGUUGAUGCAGUUGACACAACAGGUGUAGGUGAUGCUUUUGUUGCUGGAUUGCUGAAUAGUUUGGCUUCAGACCCUACUUUGUACAAGGAGGAAGAGAAAUUAAGGGAAGCUCUUGUCUUUGCGAAUGGCUGUGGUGCUCUCACAGUGAUGGAGAAAGGAGCGAAGGUGGAGGGUGGAAGGCUGUUGCUGAGUGGUGGCUGUUGCUAGUGUCACAUUGUUCAAGGAUCAUGCCCUGAGUGGUGGCUGUUGCUCCUCUUCUGGCUGUGAUCUGUGUUGCUGUGGUCUGAAAGGUGGCUCUCCAUCCUCUCCCAUCUGCUGCUAUGUGUUCUGUCCCAGCUGCCGUGGGAGUUUUGUUUUGCUGAUACAUUUUUAACUCUGGAUGCUUGCUGCUAUAUGACUAUAUUUGGGGUGUUGGGCUAGUAGUAGUUCUCAAUCUGCGGUGGUUGGUUGGUUCUUCUUCUUCUUUUUUCUUUUCUCCGUUGGUCUCUCACCAACUUUGGGGUGCUAGCAGAUGAUAGGGGGAGCUCUGUGGUGCCAACCUAGUUGGGAUCAUUUAGCUCUCUGUGAUGCUUUCGCACUUCUCUUUCCUUUAUUGAUGUAUUUUAUCUUGUACCUUGUACUUGUUCAUUUCAUCAAUAAAGUUUAUUUUUUGCCGAUCAAAAAAAAAA
Molecule: messenger RNA, 727 nt
Organism: Camellia sinensis
Lineage: Eukaryota; Viridiplantae; Streptophyta; Magnoliopsida; Ericales; Theaceae
Source: RefSeq, a predicted model, not a curated record